Molecule: messenger RNA, 369 nt
Organism: Entrophospora sp. SA101
Lineage: Eukaryota; Fungi; Glomeromycota; Glomeromycetes; Entrophosporales; Entrophosporaceae
Source: the annotation of a GenBank genome assembly
AUGUUUGCAAGAAUUUGGAAAAAUGGAUCAAGCCUAGUGGUACUUGAUCCAGAAUAUGUGGGAUCAGAAUGGCUACAUUGUCAAGCUAAAUCAAUUAGGUUCGCUCCAAAUAUAAAAACCUUAUGUAAUUUAUGGGUUACAAAAAAUAAUAAUGGUAGUAGUGAAGAAACUAGUAGAAAUAAUAGAGGAAAUAAUGAAUUAAAUUUACCAAAUACUGCUAGUCAUUAUAGUAAUAGUUCAACAAUUCAAGAAAUUGACCUUAAUAAUAAACAUAUCUAUGAAAAUAAAGGUGAUGAAAAUGUUGAUAGUUUUUUGAAUUUACCUAAACAACAACAUGAUAAUUCUUCUUUACAAGAAGUUCCACUUUAA